This is a messenger RNA of Rattus rattus (black rat), 1293 nucleotides long. RefSeq names its product endonuclease, poly(U) specific (gene Endou). Bases 1 to 1290 code for a protein of 429 amino acids. The transcript is spliced from 11 exons. Gene Ontology annotation, molecular function: scavenger receptor activity; polysaccharide binding; RNA endonuclease activity. Gene Ontology annotation, biological process: immune response. Lineage: Eukaryota; Metazoa; Chordata; Mammalia; Rodentia; Muridae. The record is from RefSeq and is a predicted model, not a curated record.
AUGGCCGUAGUGGUUUCAGAGGUGCAGGCAGCCCUGGGCUACUGGGCUGAAAGUGGAAACCUGGAGUCCUGUGCAUCUCGCUGUAAUGAGAGAUUUAACCGGGAUGCUGUCUGCCAGUGUGAUCGCCGGUGCCCCCAGCAUGAUGACUGCUGUGACGACUAUGAACAUCUGUGCACUGGAGGACAAAAUGACGAUUUGGUAGAUAUGAGAUUGUUCACUAUUGGUCACACAGAUGAAGAAGGCCCCCCAGAGCCAAAGGCACGCCUGGAUCCCGAGGAUGAGAUCCCAGCCAGCUACCUGUACUCCUCACCAAGCUCCUGCCAGGGCCGCUGCCGGGAAACCUACGACAAACACCACCCUUGCCACUGCAAUGACCGCUGCCUAGAGUUUGGGAACUGCUGUGAGGAUUUUGGCAACCUGUGUGGGGACCAUGAGGGUUUCUCCCACAGCAGCGAUGCCAUCACCAAGGAGGAGCUUAAGAGUAUCUCCGAGACCAUCUACAGGGUAGACAUCAAUAAAGCCCAGAAGGAAGACAUUGUCCUCAACAGUCAAAACCAGAUCUCCCCGGCAGAGACAGGAAACCAAGUGGAUCGAUGCCCAGAGCCGCUCUUCAAGUACGUGAACGAGAAGCUCUUCUCCAAGCCUACCUACGCGGCCUUUAUCAACCUACUCAACAACUACCAGCGGGCCACAGGUCACGGGGAACACUUCAGUGCCCAACAGCUGGAAGAGCAGGUUGUUUUCCUCAGGGAGGUCAUGAAGACAGCUGUCAUGAAAGAGCUUUACAGCUUUCUCCGUCACCAAAACCGUUACGGCUCCCAACAGGAGUUCGUGGAAGAUUUGAAGAACAUGUGGUUUGGGCUCUACUCAAGAGGCAAUGAAGAAGGAGAUUCGAGUGGCUUUGAACAUGUCUUCUCUGGCGAGGUGAAGAAGGGCAAGGUCACUGGCUUCCAUAACUGGAUCCGCUUCUACCUGCAAGAGAAGGAGGGUUUGCUUGACUAUUACAGUCACAACUACGACGGGCCUUGGGAUUCCUACCCGGAUGUCCUGGCCAUGCAGUUCAACUGGGAUGGCUACUACAAGGAAGUGGGCUCAGUCUUCAUUGGCAGCAGCCCUGAGUUCGAGUUUGCCCUUUACUCUCUGUGCUUCAUCACCAGGCCAGGCAAAAAGUGCCAUUUGAGCCUGGGGGGCUAUCCUUUGGCUAUCCAGACCUACACCUGGGACAAGACCACCUACGGGAAUGGCAAGAAGUACAUUGCCACGGCCUAUGUGGUGUCUUCUACCCAGUAGAGC